GCUCUCCAGAGAGUUGCGCACUCGUGCUUGUGACACAUACGGCUUUGAGAUUCACCUGCUUGUUAGCACUAUACUGACAAUGGACCAGCGACGUGGACAGAAGUUUUUUUCUCCUACUGCUGCGUUGGAAGAACUUAUGCGAAGCAGUGAUGAAGAAAAUGUUGAGGAUUCCGAAGAAGAAAGUGUUUCCAGUAUCGACUCGGAACAAGAGGAAAUGUUUUUAGACGGUCUUGAUCCUUUUUUAGAUCGGGAUGCUGACACUUCUGAUGAAGAGUGGUUACCAGAGGCCUCUGGACCACAGACAAAGCAUUCCUGCCCGUCUAAAACAUCUUCACCUGCCUUCACCGGUGCCAAGGGAAGAGGAAAGAAAAGGACACGGAUAGAAUCUACUCCAUCUGACUCACCCAGUACUUUAUGUGAGGGUACCUCUGUUGAUCAUCAUGAAACUGGACAUCAGUCUAAUGGCAAGGGAAGAAAAAAAGGGAGACGGACACCUGCUGACUCACCAACCACAUCCACGAAUACAUGGUGCAGUGAUGUUGUAGACUGCAGUGACCUUCCUGAAAUCAUCUUCAGGCCUCUACGCAGUACUGGAGCACAGCUCAUCACAACAGCUUCCUACAGUCCCCUGCAGCUGUUUCAGUUGUUUUUUUCAUCAACUGUACUGCAGACACUAGUGGCAAACUCCAACUCAUAUGGAUCCAUGCAACAUGUAGCAAAGGGCAAGCCAUGGAAAGACAUUACUGUGCCUGACAUGAUGUCUUACCUGGGGAUGGUGAUUUACAUGGGAAUUGUGAAACUGUGUUCACUUUCAGACUACUGGAGGAAGUCCACUCUCUACAGUCUGCCUCUGCCUACGAGAAUUAUGUCGUCUAGGAAGUUCCUUCGAAUUACCAGCUCUCUACAUUUGAGUGACCCUAGGGCUGAUGAAGAGAAUGAGAAGAAAAAAGGAACACCAGCCUUUGACCGUCUCCAAAAGAUACAACCUCUCUAUGACAUGAUCAGAGAAAACAGUAAGGCAUUUUUCCAUCCCUUUCAGAAUAUAUCUGUGGAUGAAAGAAUGGUCUCAUCAAAAGCCAGAAGUGGACUCAAACAGUAUAUGAAAAAUAAACCAACCAAGUGGGGUUUCAAACUGUUUGUUCUGGCUGAUUCCAUUACUGGAUACACCUGGGACUUCUUUGUUUACGAGGGCAAGUCUGCUACUGACCAGUGCACAGAAAACGGACUGAGCUACAAUGCAGUUAUGCAGCUUGUAAAUGAGAAGGUAUUGGGAAGUGGUUAUAAGCUUUAUGUUGAUAACUUUUAUACCAGCCCAACCCUCUUCAGAGACCUCCUUUCCAAAAAGAUAUAUGCAUGUGGCACCAUUCGACCAAACAGAAAAGGCUUUCCAAAAACAUCUCUGAACAAGAUGCCCAAGAAAGCUUCCCGUGGCACUAUCCAUUGGAUAAGAGACAACAAGCUCUUGUUUGUGGAGUGGAAAGACACUAGGGAGGUUCUGGUCGCCUCCACUUUUCAUAAAGCCUUUGAUGGUGACACUGUGCAAAGAAGGGUGAAAGGAAAGGAUGGAUCUUGGUCACUUAUGGAUGUCCCUGUUCCAGCUGCUGUGAAAGACUACAAUAGGAACAUGGGAGGAGUGGAUCUUUCGGAUGCACUAAUUGGGUACUACAAUGUCCUGCACAAGACGAGAAAGUGGUACCGGACCUUUUUUUACCACUUUGUUGACAUCGCUGUGGUAAAUGCUUUCAUUUUACACAAGGAAUUGGCCAAGACUACAAAUCAGAAGCCAUUAUCCCAGAAAGCGUUCCGAGAGACACUCAUUUUGGAACUUGCAGGACUGCCCACCAAAAGCUUGGCUGUUGAAACUCCACCACGUCCUUCUUCUGGUGUGUGCCAUUUGCCGGUGUACAUCACCACAGACAGCACUGUAGGGAGGCGGAAGUGCAAGGUGUGCCAGCGGAACACUCCCGUACAGUGCCAUGUUUGUGAUGUAGGUUUUUGCUUCCAGCCUAACAGAAACUGCUUUUAUGAGUUUCAUAAUCAGCUUUUCCCGUUGGACCUAAGUAUCAACACUGCCUAGCCAUGUGGAACAUGUUGUAAAUAGUUUGUUUUGUAAAUAGUUCUUAUUUUUGACUCAUGUCACAGCACUGCCAAGCUACGUGCACUACUUUGUAAAUAUAUUGUAUUUUUGACUCAUGUCACAGCACUGCCAAGCUAUGUGCAAUAAUUGGUAAAUAGUUAGUAUUUUUGACUCAUGUCACAGCACUGCCAAGCUAC
Molecule: messenger RNA, 2274 nt
Organism: Paramisgurnus dabryanus
Lineage: Eukaryota; Metazoa; Chordata; Actinopteri; Cypriniformes; Cobitidae
Source: RefSeq, a predicted model, not a curated record